AUGAUUCCCAACACACCAGCACUGCUAGCGCUUCCCGAACUCAACCUCGCUCUCUUGACUGCCUGCAGAACUCCCGGAGUCUUACCGCCAGGAAUCGAUAUCGACGGUUUUCCGCCCAUCGGAACUCGCCUCAUCCCCGGAAAGAGUGUCCUGUAUGUCUAUACUCACGCUGAAACGCUAGAAGUGUCGACUGUUCGGUACAAGGACGGUGAACAGAUUGCCUACGUGGAGGCCGUCUCCCUCAACGGAUCCUGGAGUAGAGCAACCAUAACAUUGCGUCUGCCCCGCAAACCAGAUAUCGGUGACAAGUACAGUAGUCGGCAUGGACAGAAGGGUAUUAACAGUCUUCUCGUCCCCGCGGAGGAUAUGCCGUGGACAGUUGACAGCGGCAUUGUCCCUGACCUGAUUUUCAAUCCCCACGGUUUCCCCACUCGUAUGACUAUGGGCAUGAUGAUCGAGUUCUUGGCUGGAAAGUCAGCCGCGUUAACUGGUAAUCGCGUUGACGCCACUCCCUUCCAGUGGUCGGAGGAGAACCCACCCUUCAACGAAUACGCCGAACAGCUCACUAAUUCCGGCUUCAACUACUGGGGUACGGAGAUGAUGAUGUCCGGUUUAACUGGCAAGAAACUGGAGGCGCAUAUUUUCAUUGGUGUUGUCUACUACCAGCGGUUGCGUCACAUGGUCGCCGAUAAAUAUCAGGUACAGCCCUCUUCACCC
Molecule: messenger RNA, 717 nt
Organism: Dibothriocephalus latus
Lineage: Eukaryota; Metazoa; Platyhelminthes; Cestoda; Diphyllobothriidea; Diphyllobothriidae
Source: the annotation of a GenBank genome assembly